Molecule: messenger RNA, 2105 nt
Organism: Electrophorus electricus (electric eel)
Lineage: Eukaryota; Metazoa; Chordata; Actinopteri; Gymnotiformes; Gymnotidae
Gene: hoxd12a
Product: homeobox D12a
Biological process (GO): regulation of DNA-templated transcription
Molecular function (GO): DNA-binding transcription factor activity, RNA polymerase II-specific; sequence-specific double-stranded DNA binding
Source: RefSeq, a predicted model, not a curated record
UGAAUCUAUCAAUCAUAUUAUAGCUAACAACUGUAUCGAAAAAGAGUACUGAAAAACUACUAAUUAACAAUAUUGUCUUCUUAGAAACAAUACAAAUAAAAAUAACAUUGCAAUAUUGUCGCAGGCCUAUUGCAGAUGUGAUGUGGUCAUUAACAAACAACAUUUUGUAGAUAGGCUAAUUCUGACCAAAGGGCUAACAUUUAAUAGUAAAGCAUAAUUUUCAUUUGAAAACAGUUUUUAAAUUAUUCUGCGUGUGAUAUAUCAUAUGUGACAUAGAAAUAGGUAUGUUGCAGUGUUGGCCUUUGAAAUGUUUUCCCUAAAAUGACGUAAUCUAUGCAUUUGCUAUUCUGCUGUAGGUUACUGCCGGCAGGGCUCAAGGGCGGGACUAGGCGACAUGUUUUGCAAAUCACGUGACUGUGCCUUAACAAAUCAACAAUUACCUUGGCUUUGUUCUUCAGGGGUAACUAAAACGGUUGUAAGAAUAGUUAGGACGCGCGCCUUAGAAAUGUGUGAGCAUAAUCUUCUCAGUUCUGGCUAUGUUAGUCCUCUACUGAAUUUUCCCUCUCCAGACGCCUUGCAUUUCUCAAAUUUGCGUGGCAAUGGAGCCCAACAUUCCGGCCUCCCGCAGAUCUACGGCAGGAGAGAGGUGUGCUCGCUCCCGUGGACUUCCCGGAGUUCGUGCACAACCCCGCCACAGACCCGCGCCUUUAGUGAUAACUCUCAGCGUUUCCUCACUAACCCAGUGACUGUGACUACCAGCACUCAAAACCACAGCAAGAGUCCGCUGGGGGACUUCAGUAAAUGCUACUUUCAGGAUGCAAACCACAAACCAGAGGUGCCGGAUAGUCAAAUGACAGCGUUCGUCGGUGAACAUGGAAUCACAGUUCCCGCAGGCUCUACCAAAUAUGAAGUUUCAGGCUUGGACAGACGGUUGCAAAACAUGGUGACACAAGCCGAGGUGAAUUCAAAUAGCCAAGCAAUAAUUGAUGGCAUUAAAGAGUCGGUACACGCCAUUGUCCCAGUUCAGACCUCAUCGAGUUCUCAGAACACCAGAACAGCCUUUUCCGAUGGAGUACCGUGGGGGCCUACACAAAUUAAAGCAAGAAAGAAGAGGAAACCUUACACGAAGCCACAACUGGCUGAACUUGAGAAUGAAUUUAUGAUGAACGAAUUCAUAAAUCGGCAAAAACGGAAGGAACUCUCGGACAGACUGGACUUGAGUGAUCAACAAGUCAAGAUCUGGUUUCAGAAUCGCAGGAUGAAAAAGAAAAGACUGUUAAUGCGCGAGCAUGCAUUUACCAUGUACUGAAAAAUCAAGGUUAUGGUGUUCGUGACCUCUUCCACUUAGCAAUGAUUUACUUGAGUGAUUUAAGUAGUUAAUUGCAUCCGAAACCUUUAAGAUAAAAUUCCAUUGUAAGGAUAUGGAUAUUUAUUUGCAGGCGAUUUAUUCCAGUACAGCUUGUAGGUUUUCAGUUGGUCAUGAAAACACUGAUUCUUCGCAUCAGGCCUGUUAACUUUUCGGCUUUUAAUGUAAAUGUUGAUUAACUGCAGAUCACAUCACAUAUUGAAUUAAAAUGCAAAUAACACACAACAGUUCUAAUAAUUUCUUGAAAACACUUUUAGAAGUUUUCUUGAAAACACUUUUUUUUUGGGGGGGGGGGGGGUUUGUGAUUUUGUUGUGUUUUAUUUUCAAGACGAAAAUUAGAACUAUUUAUAAGAUCUAAUGUGAAUCCUGGAUUGUGUGCUAUAUGUUGAUUUUAUGAGAUUCCUUGUUUUUGACCUGUACGUGUGUUACUGAAAAUGAAUAACGGAUAGACGAGCGUUAGCUUUGUGUGUCUAAGAUCAGGUUCGUUUAUGUCGAUGGAAUUUCGGGUGAAAUCUGAAAUCAGGGACUCUCACACCUUAUACAUCACGUAGCAUAUAGAUAACCUCAUUUACAUAAAAUUGGAUUAGAACACAUUUAUUCUAAAAGGCCUGAUUUAAGUCUUACAUAGGAAUGCAACUUGUCAUAUCUUCAGAGUUACCUCUACAGUGUCACUGAAAAGAACUGUAAUUUUUGGAAUUACCUCAAUUUAUGAAACUGAUUAAAUAUAAAAAGAUACGGU